AUGUACUCGGCGGCCUCUUCUUCGCCGCCGCCGCCGCCGCCCCUCCUCUCACCCCCCCGGCGGGAUUUCAUCUCGGUCACGCUGAGCGGCGGCCAGUUUCAGCCGGCGGGCGGCGGCGGCGGCGGCUACAACAACAGCAAGGCCUGGCGGAGGCGUUCCUGCUGGCGGAAAUGGAAGCAGCUGUCCCGCCUUCAGCGGAGCAUCAUCCUCUUCCUCUUUGCCUUUCUGGUUGUCUGUGGAAUCAAGACGUAUGCAAAUAUGGCUGACCCGUGGAAAAGUGCCACCAGCAGAUCUUCGGAGGAGCAGAAGGCUGAUCUGGAGAUCCCUGGAUUGAAUCCAGCAAAUCAGGCGAUUCUCCCGAUACCCCAGAAAGCUGAUGCCAGCCUCAGGGACUUUUCACCUCAAAAACCUCUGAAGCAGAUUCCUGCCCGACGAGGGCCUCCGAAUCUGCAGAUCCGGCCACCUUGGAGGGAGACGGAGGCUAACAGAGCGGAGGGAAAACCUGGCCAGGCGGAUCAGGCGCAUAACCUGGAUAAGCCUGUCAUUAGUCGGAGAGGACCCCUGAUUGAGCCCAACCCGAGCCCCGAGCCGCCUUCCAGGAAAAUAAGCCCUCCAGGCAGGCCUUCUGCCGUGGCGUCCGAAGACCCGAAAGAGCCAGGUAGCGGGCAGGGCCCAGCUUAA
Messenger RNA from Protobothrops mucrosquamatus (brown spotted pit viper), 681 nucleotides. Its product is annotated as endoplasmic reticulum mannosyl-oligosaccharide 1,2-alpha-mannosidase-like. The transcript is spliced from 5 exons. Bases 1 to 681 code for a protein of 226 amino acids. Lineage: Eukaryota; Metazoa; Chordata; Lepidosauria; Squamata; Viperidae. The record is from RefSeq and is a predicted model, not a curated record.